Solanum tuberosum (potato) is the source of this 1212-nucleotide messenger RNA. RefSeq lists its product as uncharacterized. The transcript has a single exon. Bases 1 to 1212 code for a protein of 403 amino acids. Lineage: Eukaryota; Viridiplantae; Streptophyta; Magnoliopsida; Solanales; Solanaceae. The record is from RefSeq and is a predicted model, not a curated record.
AUGGAGGAUGACCAUGAAAAGGACCAUAUUCAGUCAAGUGAGAGACCAAAAUCGAAAGGGAGUGUAGGUAGUCCCCGGGUGAAUGAUUUGUUGAAAGGGAUGAAAGUUGACUUUUCAUCAUUGAACAGUAAAGUGAACUCUCACACAGAUGCAAUCAAGAUACUUGAAGGUCAGUUGAGUUUACUUUCAGCACAAUUGAAACCAAAAUUCACAAUGGAAGAUAAUGAUAGAGGGCUGGCUGUGAUUACUCGUAGUGGAAAGGUAGAAAUAGGCGAUGUGACAGGCAACGAAGAAGCUCAAAUGCAUGAAGAAGACAAAGUUAUGGAGGAAGAAGAGACACCUAUUCAUCAAAGGAUUGCCAAAGAACCACAAAAAGAUGUGGAGAAACACAAUCCAAUCCCAAAAGUUAUGCAACCUUUACCCAAAAUAUCUCCUCCAUUUCCCCAACGUCUCAAGAAGAAGAAGAAGAAUGAGGAUGAGAAGUUCAAGAAAUUUUUAUUGGUGUUCAAGACAUUAUCAAUUAAUCUCCCUCUAGUGGAAGCAUUACUGGAAAUGCCGGGUUACGCCAAGUUUAUGAAGGAGUUAGUCACAAAGAAAAAGAGCUUGGAUUUUGAGACAAUCGAAGUUUUUCAUAGUUGUAAUGCAAUUAUGACUAAGGAGCUGAUCAAAAAGAGAGAAGAUCCAGGAUCAUUCACCAUUCCUUGCACCAUCAGCAUUCUCCAAUUUGCUAAAGCCCUUUGCGAUUUGGGAGCAAGCAUCAACCUAAUGCCAUGUACAAUCUAUAAACAACUUGGGUUAGGUGAACCGAAAGCCACAACAAUGAGACUCUUAAUGGCGGACCGAUCAAUUAAACAUCUUGUGGGGAUACUAUAUGACAUCUUGUUAAUGGUUGACCGGUUCAUUUUCCCUGCUGAUUUUGUCAUUAUUGAUUGUGAAAUAGAUGCUGAAAUUCCCAUCAGUUUAGGAAGACCAUUCUUGGCAAUCGGGAGAGCAUUGGUGGAUAUGGAAAGCAGAGAACGGAAGUUUUGGGAGAACGAAGAUGAAGUAACCUUUAAUGUUUAUAAAUCAAUGAAACACCCGAGUGAUAUUCACGUGGUCUCCGUUGUUGAUGUUAUUGAUGAGGUUGUGGCUAGUGUGAGCCAUUUGAUGUGUAUGAGUGAACCAGUUGAAGUUGUGCUCGCUAACUAUAAUAAAUUCAAAAUUCAAGGCUAA